CGUCACGCGAGAAAGCACAGAAGCCGAGCGAGGAAAAAAAUAUAUAUAUAUCAACAACAAGAACAACAGUUACCUGCCAACACACCACCGUGAUAGUCCGCAGACAUGUCGUUAACAGUCCUAAAGGACUGCAUGGACUCGUAAAGGCUAUGAAUUCCUGUGAGUAUGGAGAAGUUUCAGAAGAAGCGAUGCUUGCGAAAGAACACAAGCAUGUCCAGGACGUUAAGGAGGAAUCGGAGGACUUCGCUAUUGGCGAGCCACCUGAAGGACUCGGAGGAGGGCCUCCUGGAGCCACCGAGGCUGGUAAACGGCCAUCUGCAGGGAUGGGCCCUUACACAAACCAGUCCACCAGCAGCAAGAGAGCCAGACUCUCUGGCGAGAUGAGGCGGCAGUUGCUGGAUGAGAGCGGCAGACAUGAGCCUCUUUGCCUCGCCACAACUGGAGAGAGGAGGAAUUAUGUCCAGCAGAAACCCAGAGUCUCCUACAGAAAGCCUCUCUUCAGCAUCUCCCACAGGAUCUCGGAGAAGAGGAACACGCCGAGUCUGGAGCAGCAGGCCGGUCACGGCGCCGCAAAUCCGCUCAACUACGCCAGCAUCCUCUCGUCCAAGCUCCAGGGUUCAGAGGGAAAUGGCCCGUUGGAGACCCUCCCCGCCAUAGACGCUUUAGGCCAAGCGUCGUCAACGGACACUAGCCUUUAUCCGCUGAUUGAGAAAAUGUUUCUCAUCCUCAACACCCUCAAUUCAAGCAUGACACAACUGCACAGCAAAGUGGACUUGUUAACCCUUGAAGUCAUGCGGAUAAAGAAGCAGAUCAAGCCCGCCGAGAUGGUGACGGAGUUCCAGCCUCCUCCUGAAUAUCUGUUAACAAGUGACGAAUUGAAUCAGCUGAUGGAGCAGACAUCCAGCGCUGGGGAGCUCGGGUGCCGGCUGCUGGUGCAUCUCUUCCCGGAGCUGUUCAAGGCCAGGGAGUGCUCCCAUGAAUGCAUGGCAAGCAAGAGAACACUGGAGUCUCUCCAUCUGCAGCUGAUCCGUAACUAUGUUGAGGUGUGCCACCCCUUGGUCAAAAACAACAGCGUCUGGCAGGAAGAAUGCCUCGUCCAGAUCAAUGACUUGUUCAAUCGCUUCUGGGCACAGAGGGAUAUGGAGAGUGCUCGGCUGCUCAGGAAGCAGACGAUCACAGGUGCCGCGAUAAAGGCUGAGCAUCCUCAAACCUACCAUUUCAUCAACGAGCAGGGCCAGGAGGAGCACGUCCCUUUAGAUAACCAGCAAAGCAGCGGGGCUGCGUCAGACCUUGCGUUCAAUACGCAAGCCACGGAGGAGCUGGACGAAUUCUCCUCACCCGAGGACUUUGUUGUUUUUCUCAUGCACCGUCUCUUUCCCGAGGUUUUCGAAGAAGGGAAAAUGCCAGAAGGCUCCAGCCACUUCAGUAGCGUGGGGCAGCUAAUUCUGGACUCCGACAAGAUGGAAAUAAUAAGGAAGUAUAUGGAAGCAAAUUUUCCCGAUGUGCCUGAAGACAGCUGGCUUCAGGUGUGUAUUCAGCACAUGGAGGACGCUCUGGAGGGUCCUCACAGCAAUGGCAAUGGGAGUGACCCUGACAAUAUCAACGACGAGGGCUAUGACCUGGCCAGCCUUCCCGAGGAUGUUUCUAUUAUUAAGGUUCCAGAGGCGGGCGAUUACGAAAGGCCCGGUCGCAAGGCCAAAAAGUCGCUGCUUCCGCCGGUGGAUUUUGACGAUCUCGAGGUUCCUCUUCCUGAUUACACUGUUCCCCAGGAGUACCUCUUGUCCAGGGAGCAGCUGAAGAACAACUAUGAAUGUAGCCUGUCCAUCGGGAACUUUGCCUCUCGGCUGCUGGUGCUCAUGUUCCCCGAGCUCUUCACCCACGAGAACACACGGAAGCAGUACAACUGCAGCGGCUCUCUUGGUAAAAAGCAGCUCGACCCCGUUCGCGUGAACCUCAUCCGUCACUACGUGCAGAUGGUCUACUCUCGGGCCAAGAACGACCGAGUGUGGAUGUUGGAAUUUGUGGGCAAGCUCGACGAGAGGUGCAGGAGACGCGACACGGAGCAGAGGAGGUCCUAUCUGCAGCAACGCAAAGUGUACGGUCAAGAGUCAGAGCAGGACUUUCUUUGCCACCUGAACCAGCUCAAUCCAGAUAGCAUGAGGGAGGAUCCGGAUGCUCCCUCUUUACCUCCUGAGAAAAGUAGCAAAGACUUCUGUAAAAUCCCCCUGGAUGAGCUGACUGUAUCCACGCCGGACUUCCCUGUACCUCCCAUCUACCUGCUCUCAGACACUGAGGUACGGGAGAUCGUCCAGCAGAGUCUCUCUGUUGGGAACUUUGCCGCCCGCUUGUUGGUGCGCCUCUUCCCUGAGCUCUUCACUCAGGAGAACCUGCGGCUGCAGUACAACCAUUCGGGGGCCUGCAACAAGAAGCAGCUCGACCCUGUCCGCCUCAGACUGAUCCGCCACUACGUGGAAGCGGUGUAUCCUGUGGAUAAGAUGGAGGAGGUGUGGCACUAUGAAUGCGUGCCGAGCAUCGACGAACGCUGCCGGCGCCCCAAUCGCAAGAAGUGCGACAUCCUUAAGAAGGCCAAGAGGUCAAGCACUGUGCCCUAGUUACAGUAGUAUUUCAGUUAGGCAACACUUGGUUGAAAUAAAAAAAAAGUAUAAUAAUUGCACAGUAUAUAAGCUGAAACCGCUUUGUUGAACUUUUUCAAACUGUCCUAUGUAGGAUGAAGCCAAGCUGUUACGUUUCUUCAAUACUAUUGUUAGUCAUCUUUUACCAUGCGACAACAGCAGUAGAUGUUGUAGUUUAUGUAGUCUUAUUAUUGUUGGAUAAAACUGCUUCUAUUUAUAAGCCCAAACGGUCAUAGCUCAUCUAACAAACUUUGUUGAUAAAUGUUGUAGCCUUAAAAACGAUAACGAUGAUAGUAGCUAAUAGCGUCGGCCACAUAUUGGCCCUAUGGAUAGAAAUGAGUCACGACGACGUGAUAUGAUUCCUUUGCCGUUACUGAUGUAGCAUUGUGCCACCACUGUUUUAAUAACAAUGUGCUUAUGUUAAGCCUUCUUAUAGAAGUUUAUAUUAUACAGACAAUUUAACAUGACAGUGGAUCAUGAUAACCUAUUUCUAAUAAAACCACAAUUAUAAAUAUGACAUAUGGUUGGACUGUUUUACGUACUGGCACUAACCUGAACUUGUUGGAUACUGACUGCAGCUUUACACCCAGAGGAUUUAGAGGUGACCCUAAUCUUAACCCUGAACCCUCCCCAACAAGCUCUGUACAACGCAACAUCCACAAUGCUUCUACUCGUGCUUGCCAUUUUACAUUUUAGCCUCGAUAAACAUAUGAAAUGUGGAUUCACGGAAAAGAUAAUGGCAGUAGCUGAACGUACUACAUAACUAAUGAUUCUGAUGAAAACUCAUGAACUUGCAAGAAAAUAUCAAAGUGCACCUUUAUUGGAGGAGUCACACAGUAUAGUGGGGAAAGGUAAACACUCAAUCUUUCUCCCAACCAACUGUGUAAUGUCUACAACCACUGAGAACUGUUAACCUUUACAAACUUUUACAAUCCAUUAAGGGUCCAAAUUUUUGGAGCCCUUUCGAACGCCACUCAUUUGGUCGCAUUAAUUUCUGCGGCUGCCGUCGCCUUCACUGGUAUCCCAGUCAACACUGUCCUAUUCCAAAUUCAUGUCUUAAUGGCCUCAUCUUUGGUAAGCUCUAUACUUUUCCAGCGCCUUAUGGCAACCUUAUACUUUUCUGCGUUACUGGAUUCGCCUAAAACCCUCCGAAGGAUGACUCUCAUCAGAGUGACGGUGUUUGUUUCCCGGUUCUCCGACAGCACCAGGUCCAAGGUGUCCCCGACUUUCACCUGAAUACAGAACGGAAUAGAAGUAAUGGGAAAAGGAGGUACAAAACACACGUGGAUAGAGUGAGAAUUUGUGGCGGGAAUGUGUAAUCCAACACGACUCACAGUUUUACUUUUCUUGAUGAGUUUCUGUCCGUUUAGCCUGAGCUUGUUGUUGUAGAAGGAGUCCUCAAUUUUACUGUUAUGAGACGAGAGGAAAGGGGUUUAAAGGCCCUGCUGACUGAAACACCACUGGUAGCACUGGUAACUAAAACCAUAAAAAACUAAUAUGUUGUAUAAUUACUGCCUGAUAUGUUUGUUUGGAAAAACUCUUUACAUUAAGACCGCUAUAAAGAAAGAAAGAAAAGGCAUUCAAAGCUGUAAAGGCAGCUGAUGGGCAGUGACUCACUUGCGUGCCAUGUCCAGGCCAGCUUUCAUUAUGACAUCAUAGCGAAAGGACUGCACAUAUUUCUCCAUGUCUUUAUAGUCCUUUGGUAGGUUUGGGUUCUCAACCACCUCAUCUUCAUAAUCACU
Anarrhichthys ocellatus (wolf-eel) is the source of this 4375-nucleotide messenger RNA. It is a transcript of the gene bend3, whose product is annotated as BEN domain containing 3. Gene Ontology annotation, biological process: rDNA heterochromatin formation; negative regulation of transcription by RNA polymerase II. The record is from RefSeq and is a predicted model, not a curated record. The transcript has 4 exons. Gene Ontology annotation, molecular function: rDNA binding. Gene Ontology annotation, cellular component: heterochromatin. The coding region runs from base 150 to 2612 and encodes 820 amino acids. Lineage: Eukaryota; Metazoa; Chordata; Actinopteri; Perciformes; Anarhichadidae.